UUAUCAGCUGAUCCUUCUGGCUGACUGUUGUUGAUGCCUCAAGUAGCUGUUGUUCGGAUGCCGUGUUGCUCUUCUCUGUCUGCGGACACUGAAGAAAGUGAACGGGACACACGGAGGACAUUCACCCGCGGUACGAGUUUGCUAAUAGUGCGGGAGGCGUCUCGUCGCGUGAGGACUUUGAAUUUGCGCACUUAGCAGAAGAGCUAGCUCCAGAGCUUCGGUGGAAGGAGGAGAGAAAAACAGCAGAGGCAGUAGCUCUCUUUGUCUAUGUCGUGCCAGUCUGAACAGCAAAAUCCAUUCUUAUGUGUCUUGGCGUUAUUGUAUUUACGCCAAGACGUUAUUUAUAUGUAAACUUAAAAAAGGGGGGGACGUGAAAAGGAGGGACAGCUAGCUCGUCAGCUAACAUUAGCCCACUCGCGCAAAGAAACAGACUUGUUGUCAAGCUUUGGUGCUUUCGUAACCGACCGACAGUGACAGAUAAGGACAGCUAAGUGUGAUAAUACUGGUGUUUGCACAAAGUAUAUUCGUGCCUGUGUAAUUUUAGCUUUGGUUAUCACUGGAUCAGGUGCUCUGACAGUCACGGGACACCAAACAAACUGAUGCUCACUUUUUAAAACGGACGUCUGUGUCAUGUUUGAGCCAUCCUUUUGUUUUUGCCUUGGUUAGUGUGUUCUGUAUCGAUUAUUAAACACCGCAAACACACAGCAGCAGGUUCACUGCCAGCUGUCCCUUUUCAGUGUUCAAGUUUGCUGACAGGUUGCGUAAUUUGUUUGUGUGCAAGCUGUGAACUCUUACUGGGAAACGUGUUUUUAUUUUAUUAUGUUAUUUAAACCUGAUGCUUAGGUGGCAUUGUGGACAUCAUUAAAAAAACAUUUCACACAUUUUAUCAUUGUUAUUUCGUAUCAUUUUUAACGUAUGACGUGAUACAGUGAUUACUUCUUACUGUAAAGCAAAGGUUGAGUGGCUGCUUGAGUCUCACUUUCAUGAAUAAAGCGUUUAUUUGGAAAAAUAAGUAGGCAGUUAUGUGUUAAAAUAGCCUGCUUAAAAUAUUGUGAGACAACACUGUGAUUAGGGACAGAUAGGUGGAGAGAAAGGGUCCCUCAGAGGGUCCCAUUGUGUCUUGGUGAGGUGAACUGCCCCCCCUCAACUACACGCCAAUGCUGGAUCUUGAGGUGGUGCCUGAGAGAUCACUAGGAAAUGAGCAAUGGGAAUUCGCCUUAGGGAUGCCAUUGGCCCAGGCCAUCUCUAUCCUACAGAAACACUGCCGCAUCAUCAAAAAUGUCCAGGUGCUUUACAGUGAGCAGACACCACUCAGCCAUGACCUUAUACUGAACUUGACUCAGGAUGGGAUUAAACUGCUGUUUGAUGCCACAAAUCAGAGACUGAAGGUGAUUGAAGUGUAUGACCUGAGCAAAGUCAAGUUGAAAUACUGUGGAGUCCAUUUCAACUCUCAGGCCAUUGCCCCCACAAUAGAACAAAUAGACCAGUCGUUUGGAGCUACGCACCCUGGAGUUUACAACGCUGCAGAGCAGUUGUUCCAUCUCAACUUUCGAGGACUGUCCUUUUCCUUCCAGUUGGACUCCUGGAAUGAAGCUCCAAAGUAUGAGCCUAACUUUGCCCUGGGUUUGGCCUCCCUGCAGAUUCCACACGGGGCUAUGGUCAAGAGGAUGCACAUCUACACUGGCAACAAUCUGCAGGAAACAAAAGCUCCAGCUAUGCCGUUGGCUUGUUUCCUUGGUAACAUCUUUGCAGAGUGUGUAGAUGUCCUCAGAGAUCGGGCAGGGCCUCUGGGGCUCAAACUCCGCCUUCUCACUGCAGCUUGUGGUCCAGGUGUCAUGGCCGAUGCAAAAGUGAGGUUCCUGGAGAGGAAUAUCUACUUUGGAGAUUCCUGUCAGGAUGUACUCGGUGCUCUGGGCUCACCACAUAAAAUCUUCUAUAAGUCUGAGGACAAGAUGAAGAUCCACUCUCCAUCGCCUCACAAGCAGGUUCCUUCUAAAUGUAACGACUACUUUUUCAACUACUUCACCCUCGGAGUGGAUAUCCUGUUUGACUCGACGUCUCACCUGGUUAAGAAGUUUGUCCUACAUACCAACUAUCCUGGACAUUACAACUUCAAUAUAUAUCAUCGAUGUGACUUUAAGAUUCCAUUGGUCAUCAAAAAAGAAGGAACUCAUUCUCAGACAGAGGACUGCAUUUUAACCACCAACAACAAGUGGGACCAGAUUCAGGAACUGCUUGGUCACCCGAUGGAGAAACCCGUAGUGUUGCACAGGUCGUCUUCAGCCAAUAACACCAACCCAUUUGGCUCUACCUUCUGUUUCGGACUGCAGCGGAUGAUCUUUGAGGUGAUGCAGAAUAACCACAUAGCAUCGGUGACCCUGUACGGUGCUCCACGAACCACCAGUCAAGCCCGACCCGGGUCCAGCAGUAGUUUCCACUGAGCAAGUAACCAGAACCACAUCCCAUUCUGGACUGUCCUGAAAUCUAGUACCUUUUACUGACUGAACCUCUAACCCAGAGCCAGAUUCUUUACCAAGCAGACGUAACCCAGGACAACAAAGCUAUCCUUACCCGGCUCUGAUGCUAAACAUUGAGCACAAAACGCGACUAAAUCCCCCAAAACAACCCAGAAACACCCAAACCAGACCAGUUAGAGUGUCUACUAGAUUUCUUCCAACCAGACACACCCAGUCUGUGUCCUUGUUGACAUUGUCGCUCUGUAAGACUAUUAAUGCUUUGCAAAGAAAAGGUUGUGUAGUCAUAUCACUCACUGUGGUGCUGUGAACUGACAUGGUGAAGUAAUCUGAAUUCCAGUAGAGCUCAGCUCUUUCCAGUCAUGUGACUGUAUCUGCAACAGUACGACAGCAGACGCCACGUUUCCACCAGUGAAACGUCCUGGCAGCAUCAGUGAGACUGUAACAUUGUGGUAGCAGGACAGAUAAUCUCUAAAAUCUAAAUUUAACAUCAGAGAUGGGAGUCGUGACGUCAAAAUGGCUACAGAUUUAAAAAAAAAAAACGGCUGCAGCAAACUCUGGCUCGACCCGCUGAUGAUUCAUCAAACCGUCCACACUGCCCGGCCCAAACGGAACCGCCUGUUUUCCUGUCACUGCUUCAGAACAAGACCCGACAGGCUCAGUCAAAACCGGGACACUUCCAGACCCACAGGAACCAAACCAGCCCGACCAAGAGACGUCUGAGCCAAACACACACACACACACACACGCACACACAAACACACAGAGCUGCAAAAGGACUGCAACUAAAAACAGGAAAACACAGGAAUCCAAGAUUUUGUGGUUCAAUUGAAGAACCGGACACGUGGACGUGGCCCAGGUGAUAACCCGCUCUGUGCUCUGUGGACGAGCCGGUCAAACCAGAUCGGAAGCAGAAUGGAGGCAAAGUGAGGCAGAAUGAUCCAAACUGCUGUCAUCACCUCCCUGAUUAUUGUCUCCCUCUUCAUCUUCAUCCUUCAUCUCUGUUCAGUGGUGCCCUCAAACACACACACAUACAGGAGUAUCUGCAUGUGUAGGCUGUCGAUUGACAUUUUAAGACAAAGCACACACAUACACACUCAUGUGGCAUUUUAAUUCCUUCACUGCUAUGUCCUUGUAUUUCUAAUAUACACAAGCUGUCUCAUCUGUUUUUAGAUUAUAUUUUUUUUUGCAGUGCUACACAAACGUGGAAACAUGCAGGCAUGACACACGGAAUUUGCAUGGCAGAUGUUUUUUUUUUUGUUUUUUUUUAAUGAGAAGAGACUUUUUAAAAGCACAAACUUGGCACGCUGGUGUUUCUUUGACUGCAUGUUGUGAGGGGCACAAACUUGUCUCUCCGUCUGUCUCUGCUCGCGUUCUCCGGUUCAGUUCAUGACCUGUUUUCAUUGUGCUCCGUGUGUUUAUUAAAAAUCCAUUUUUACAUUUGCACUAAUGCA
This is a messenger RNA of Solea solea (common sole), 3928 nucleotides long. RefSeq names its product phagosome assembly factor 1 (gene phaf1). The coding region runs from base 1158 to 2441 and encodes 427 amino acids. Gene Ontology annotation, cellular component: dendrite; synaptic vesicle membrane; trans-Golgi network. The transcript is spliced from 16 exons. NCBI's taxonomy places the organism in Eukaryota, Metazoa, Chordata, Actinopteri, Pleuronectiformes, Soleidae. Gene Ontology annotation, biological process: Golgi to plasma membrane protein transport. The record is from RefSeq and is a predicted model, not a curated record.